UAUAAAUUAGUUAUUUCUUCAAUCUUCAUGAUUGAUUAUUAUAAAUUAAAGUUUUAAACGAUUUAAUUUAAAGUUGUAGUAUAUAAUUACAUAGAUUGCUUUGAAUUGGCUCCUUGAUUAGCCUUGCAUGCAUGUUACUGAGUACGUAUAUAAUAACGUACGUUAACGUUAUUACAUACGGAGUCGUACGUAGUGUUCAUUAAUAAGUGUUUCGUAUUUCUGACACUAAUAAAUUUGAACACAUUCGUAAGCUAAGAAAGCUCUAUCCAUCAGAUCAUCAAUGGCACAAUUACCUCCGAGAGCUCCAAACGUGACACCCACUUGGCACGACUUUUCUCUCCAGAAGCCGCCGGCCACGGCGGUCCCGUCUCUCACGCCGUCGUGGGUCGACGAGUUCCUCGACUUCUCGUCCGUCAAGCGUGGCUCUCACCGGAGGUCGAUCAGCGACUCCAUCGCGUUCUUGGAGAGCCCGAUGGCGGAGGAGUGCCGGCGGCUGUCCACCCCCGCCGGCGGCGGGGGUUCCGGGAUGAAUGGGAACGAGUUCGACCGGUUCGACGACGAGCAGCUCAUGUCCAUGUUCAACGACGACAUCGCGAAUUCGGUGGGGCCCACCAGCUCCAACACGUCGUCGCCGUCCGAUCACAACAGCAACAGCAACGAUGAUAAUGUGAAGGUGAAGAGCGGCGGCGCCGACCACCUCCGCCUCUACCAGACGCCGCCGCAGUUCAAGAGGGAACCGGAGGAAGUGGAAAGCUCAUGCAAGUCCGAGGAUCAAACGACGACCACCACGGCCCAUGAUGCGGCGGAUUACUCAUCGGAAAAGAUAGUUGAUCCAAAAAGAAUUAAGAGGAUAUUGGCAAACAGACAAUCAGCACAACGAUCAAGAGUGAGGAAAUUGCAGUACAUAUCGGAGCUAGAGCGUAGUGUUUCCACUCUACAAGCGGAGGUUUCAGUACUGUCACCGAGGGUCGCAUAUUUGGACCACCAACGUCUAGUUCUAAAUGUAGAUAACAGCGUCCUCAAGCAAAGAAUCGCCGCUCUUGCCCAAGAUAAAGUCUUCAAAGAUGCUCACCAAGACGCAUUGAAAAGGGAAAUAGAGAGGCUGAGGCAAAUUCAUUACCAGCAGAACUUAAAGAAUAUGGAAGAUAAUGGUACACAACCACCCCCUGCUGAUCAAUCUAAUUGUUCUGAAAAGAAAGAGCAACUUGCCCAUUGAUGAAGGAAAUUAAAGAGAGAUGUUUUCAGUGGAGGAGAAAAAGAAGAGUAGUGCAUUUAUGUAUGACAAGUGGAACCUACAAAGAGUUUCUAUGCAUGAGGGGCAAGAUAAGGUCACUUAGAUGUCUGCAGGCAGCCUCCCCCCACCUUACCCAAAGGAGGGACCAUCAAUCCCACCAUUACAGUGCUCUGCAACAUUUGGGCAUGGGUAGUUUAUUUUUUGUAUUUUGUGUUUCUGAGUGUUUCAUUGGUUUUUUAAUUGAAAGCCAAGUGAUCCAGUGUUUUCUGAUGCAUUCCCAUAUCUCUGUAACUCUUCUUUUUCUUCUUCAUUCAUUUGAUCCUUUCUUUUGGGAUUCUUUGUAUGACAUAUUAAUGAGCUCCCUUGUCAAAGGGAGGAAAAAUUGUAAAUAUUCAAUCAUUUGUUAGUAUAAAUGCCCCACAUUAAUAAUUUGUAGAGCAAGGUUCAGAAA
Cuscuta epithymum is the source of this 1685-nucleotide messenger RNA. The record is from the annotation of a GenBank genome assembly. Lineage: Eukaryota; Viridiplantae; Streptophyta; Magnoliopsida; Solanales; Convolvulaceae.